AUGCUGGAAAGCAUUGAUUGUAUGCACUGGACAUGGAAGAAUUGCCCGGCUGCAUGGAAAGGUAUGCAUACUGGUCACACCCAUGAACCAACAAUUAUUUUGGAAGCAGCUGCAUCAUAUGAUCUUUGGAUAUGGCAUGCAUUUUUUGGGUUACCUAGGUCUCAUAAUGAUAUCAAUGUACUAGAAAGAUCUACUGUAUUUACUGAGCUUGCUCAAGGGUGUGCUUCUCCAGUCAAUUACACCAUCAACGGUAAUGAGUAUACACUGGAAUAUUAUCUUGCUGAUUGUAUAUAUCCACCAUGGGCAACAUUUGUAAAAACAAUUCCAUGUCCACAAGGAAACAAGAAAAAACAUUUCGCUAUGGCCCAAGAGGCAUGUAGGAAGGAUCUGGAGCGUGCAUUUGGGGUGCUUCAAGCACGUUUUGCAAUUGUGCGUGGACCUGCACAAUCUUGGAAUCUUGAGUCAAUUAAAGUUGUUAUGAAGGCUUGUAUAAUAUUGCACAAUAUGAUUAUUGAGGAUGAGCGAAAUGACAAUAAAGCACAAGACAUUGAUUUUGAACAAAUCGAUGAUACCCCUUUGGCACAAGUGUCACAUGAGCGUACAAUCGAGCUUAUGGAAUUCAUUCAACAAAAUCACCGUAUCAGAAACAGAGCAAUUCAUUCUCAACUCCAAUCAGAUUUUGUUGAGCACUUGUGGCAACUAUAUAGCCAGUCAUAG
Messenger RNA from Camellia sinensis, 717 nucleotides. RefSeq lists its product as uncharacterized. The record is from RefSeq and is a predicted model, not a curated record. Lineage: Eukaryota; Viridiplantae; Streptophyta; Magnoliopsida; Ericales; Theaceae.